AUGAAGCGGAACAGCCAAGCCCAGCUGCGUUUGGUACAGGAGGAGAUUGAGUCUCUGGAGGAGGAGAAAAAGAGUGAACUGAUUGAGGCCCACGAGGAGCUACGCCUGGCCCAGGAGGAGGUGCUGCUUUAUUUUACUUGUGCUGCUGCUGAGAUUGAUUUAUUCAUUAAUUCGAUACAGGUGCUACUGCUGCAGCAGGCGGCGGAGGAGUCGGCGGCUGAGAGGGAGAACGACAUCGCCUCCCUACAGGAGGAGCUUUGUCGCCAUCAGGCCGAGCUGGGGAGGCUCAACGAGGAGGCACAGGAGUACGAGCUGGAGAUCACCACGCUCCGUGCCGAGAUCAGCAUGAAGAGAGACGUAGAAACACUGAAGCAGGAGUGUGUCACAUUGAGGGAGGAGUGUGAGACAUUGAAGAAUGACAACAGACGUCUGACUGAGAGACUACAGCUGCAGAGGACAGGUUCCAACAGCCACCUGUCCCUAAAGGAGGAUGAAGAGGACACCGGGAUCGGAGUGGGCACAGAGAUGGGGGGCAUGGCUGAGAGCUACAUGACCAUGGCAGACUGCCAGUCAACGGGCACAGGCACCAACUGCCGCCUGAAGGACGUGUCCAUUCAGAAGAACAUCUCGUUCGAUGGGAAGCCCAUGACCCCCACCGGCUGGAAUGGAGGAUUUGGGGAGAUCGUCUCACUAAGGGACCAGCUGAAACAAGCUGAGGAGAAGGCCUCACUGGUACAGAGACAGUGUGACGGUUUGAAGACAGAGCUGAGGGAGCUACAGGUGCUAUAUGACUGCAGCCAGAGGGAGAGGGCGGGGAUGGAGGAGGAGCUACUGCGCUGCAAGGCAGAGUUGGAGAGGCUGGCUGGAGGGGGGCAGAGCUACAUCCAUUCGUCUGAGUCUCCUGUUCUCUCCGUCCCCUUCAUAGGAAUAAUUGUAAUAUUGGGAGUGGUUUGGUGCUGGUUGUCCGAGCUGGCAUCACAGGAAGCAAGGGGUGUGAUAUAGAACGGAACCCUAUUCUGACUGUCACCGCGGCAACAGCUGUGCUUCUGAUUUGUGGCUAGCUUGUUGAGAGGCCCGAUGUUGAGCAGGUCAGAUCAGUGACAAGUUACACCGACAAAAGACGGUAAUGUCUGCUUAUAGACAACUAACCUCCAUCCCCACCCCCUUUUUCACAUCGAUCUGGGACGAACAACAAAUCACACGCCAUUCCUCUAAUUCAUCGCUAGGAAGAGGAAAUUCAGAUGACAACUGUUCAGAAAACAGGAGCAUGUUGAAAAUGGAAAACGUCAGAAAACAGGAGAUAAGUGUGCUCAUAGUUCUGAUGGAAAAGAUGGACUCCUUUUCUCUCCUGUUCUGGGGGACACAGGUCUUCAUGAAGCUGAGAACAUAGGGUGGAUACUUAAAUUUAAUUGGAUAUUACCUUUCCCGCAUAAAUCUAGCUGGUUCUGUCCCUGUGACAUCUCAUUCUGUCUCUGUCUCUCUGUCUGUCUCACGGGUCUUGACUAUAGGGCGGCAGGGUGGCCUAGUGGUUAGAGUGGAGGGGCGGCAGGGUGGCCUAGUGGUUAGAGUGGAGGGGCGGCAAGGUGGCCUAGUGGUUAGAGUGUUGUACUAGUAACCGGAAGGUUGCAAGUUCAAAUCCCCAAGGUACAAAUCUGUCGUUCUACCCCUGAACAGGCAGAUAACCCACUAUUCCUAGGCUGUCAUUGGAAAUAAGAUUUUUUUUCUUAACUGACUUGCCUAGUUAAAUAAAGGUCAAAUAAAUAUGGGACUCAAUUGGUCCUGAGUUUAAAUGUCUUAUACUACUCUUAUACAACUCUCAUCUUGUAUUUUACUAAAUGUAAUUGUUAAUAUGUUAAUUUGAUUGCUCAUCUUUUAACAAUAACCACCUCUGCAUCUUGCACAUUUUGCUGAAUUAAAAACUCUUAAAUAAAUAAAUAAAAUCCACAUGAUGUUGUAAAUAAGUCCUAGUAGAAUCUUUCUGAAAAUAUAAUUAUAUCUACACGUGUAAUUCAUUAUUUAAAGGAAUAUGCCGAAUACGUGAAAUAAUUGAAUGUCUGUGCCCGUGUCUUGUGAAUAGCUCAAACCAUGGGGAUUUUUCUCAAUUAGAAUGAAAUGAAUAAUGAAGACCUAGUAUAGAGUUCUAGUUCUAGAGUGACAGAUAAUGAAGACCUAGUAUAGAGUUCUAGUUCUAGAGUGACAGAUAAUGAAGACCUAGUAUAGAGUUCUAGUUCUAGAGUGACAGAUAAUGCAGACCCAGUAUAGAGUUCUAGUUCUAGAGUGACAGAUAAUGAAGACCUAGUAUAGAGUUCUAGUUCUAGAGUGACAGAUAAUGAAGACCUAGUAUAGAGUUCUAGUUCUAGAGUGACAGAUAAUGAAGACCUAGUAUAGAGUUCUAGUUCUAGAGUGACAGAUAAUGAAGACCUAGUAUAGAGUUCUAGUUCUAGAGUGACAGAUAAUGAAGACCUAGUAUAGAGUUCUAGUUCUAGAGUGACAGAUAAUGCAGACCUAGUAUAGAGUUCUAGUUCUAGAGUGACAGAUAAUGAAGACCUAGUAUAGAGUUCUAGUUCUAGAGUGACAGAUAAUGAAGACCUAGUAUAGAGUUCUAGUUCUAGAGUGACAGAUAAUGGAGACCUAGUAUAGAGUUCUAGUCUAGAGUGACAGAUGCUUUUCCCCACAAAAAAAAUGUUUAAAGGCAAUAGUUCAUUUAUAAAGCAUACGCUCUAAAAUAUUUUCUCAUUCAUUUACAUUUACUUUAAAAAUACAAUGAGCGUUCCAGAUGUCCUACCUACAGUGAAUUUGUUAUUAGUGAGGAUGUUUAAUCUGGGUUUUCAGAGUUGUGUAAAUGCCUAUUUGUUAUGGUGUCCUCAUUAAAGGGGGAAGUGUGUGCUAGUCUAGCAGCUGUUCUAAUGCACCUGUCAGUCCUAGCCCGGUGUUUCAAGUCUAUGUUUAACCAACCAUCUCACCCACUUACCAGUGUCCUGGCUAUUUUUGUCCACAGUCACAGUCACUUCUUUUAUUUACUGAACUUAACUUAAUGCACCGUCAGACAGACUUGGGUUGAAAUACUAUUCUCAAAUCAUUUCAAAAACCCUUAUUGGUGUUUGAUUGAGCUUCCUGAUUUAAUGGACUAAAAUAACAGCCCCCAAACGGCAAACCCCACCCAUCUGUCACUCCAGGCAGGCUAAGGAAAACACUCACAGCAUUUGAAAGAGUUAGACAUGGUAUUUGAACCUAGGUGUGUUGUCGGUAGAGUAUGUAUGGCUUCUGACUGCUUUGUCAUGCAGUGACUGUAUAAUUAUCCACCCAAAUAUGUCAAGUUAGCAUGCCCUGUCUGUAUUUUCUUCUUCUUCCACAUCCCAGACUACACAUCCCAGACUACACAUCCCAGCUCACAUGCAAGACUACACAUCCCAGACUACACAUCCCAGACUACACAUCCCAGCUCACAUCCCAGACUACACAUCCCAGACUACACAUCCCAGCUCACAUCCCAGACUACACAUCCCAGACUACACAUCCCAGACUACACAUCCCAGCUCACAUCCCAGACUACACAUCCCAGACUACACAUCCCAGACUACACAUCCCAGCUCACAUGCCAGACUACACAUCCCAGACUACACAUCCCAGACUACACAUCCCAGACUACACAUCCCAGCUCACAUGCCAGACUACACAUCCCAGACUACACAUCCCAGACUACACAUCCCAGCUCACAUGCCAAGCUACACAUCCCAGACUACACAUCCCAGACUACACAUCCCAGACUACACAUCCCAGCUCACAUGCCAAGCCACACUGUCUCUGAUAUGCCUUUGACCAGUUCACCCGUGAAGUCUGGGGCCAAUGUUUUUUUUUUUUAAGAGUCUCACAGUAGGAGUUCUGAUCUUGGAUCAGUUUGAACUUUGGGAUCACAAUGAACAACAUCACAUGGACGGGGACGGGGGUCGGAGAGGACUGACCCUAGAUCAGCACCCCUAACCCAAGAUGCUUUAUGGAUAUUUUUUCGUACAGUAACACAUGAACUGUAUAAGACCUCUGUGUCAUGUUUCGAUAGUGUGAUCUAUGUAUUUGAAUAUACUGUAGCAGCUUUUCAUACAACAGACAAAGAACAGCGAAUAUUUAACCUUGAGCUUGUGAAUGUCUCAAAAUACCUAAUGUACACACUAUUCAUAACUGAAUUGUUUCUGUUUUUAAUCUACUAACACCUUAAAUGUGGAGAGAAAGGAAUGUGUUUUUUAUAAGGGGGAUGGAUUUUCUUGGCUUGGGUUGGUCUUUCCACAUGUUCUGAAAUGUCAUUAAAAUUGUUUUUGUUUUUUUCUCCAGGUACACAGCUAGAGAAUGUUGGCAGUCAGCAUUCCAUAGUUGAAUGAUGCUUGUGAACAUACCAGAGAUAGGAUAUUUAAUUUGUGCUGUGUCUGGUCGUACGUGAUGGUAUUCCUGUGUGUGGGAACAGACGACUGUUAGACCAUGAGGCAGCGAAACAAGUUUGAUUGCAGAAGGCAUUCUUGUAAUUCGAUUGUUAUGUAAAAUUAUGUCAAUCGUUUUUUUGGGGGGCAAAUUCUAAAUGUGUCUGGAUUGAACAGUUUCGAUUUGUCGCAAAAAAAGGAGGCAGCAUUUUAAACGUUUUAAAUGAUCUGUUAACAAACUGUGAAAUUUUGUGACACAUUAAAAGUCUAGCUACAUUAUAGUUAAUAAGGCAUGCUACAUAUAGUCUAAGAGAAGAAAAGUUAAAAAGUUUACUUAUGUUUAAUAUGAGGUUUUUGUUUGACUUUGUAUUUGUUUGAUUUGCAUAGGUUCAGAAGUGGUAUCGACUAAUGUGGGAGAGAAAUAUGACUAAAAUCUCCAUUUGUCAUAGCUUUGUAGAAAGUCUGUUUUGAGAGAGCAGUGUAUAUUUCAUAGCCAAAUUAUGUAAAAGUGUAUUUAUGGUGAGUUUAUUAAGAGAACCAAGUAAGUGUUGGCAAGUGUUUUCUACCUCUGUUUUCAAUACCUCUAUGUUUAUUUGAGUAGUCUGUGCAUGCAGGUAGAGGUUGUUUUUGGUGUUUAGUACCCAGUAUGAGUAUGCUAUUGUUAAAAAUAAACAACCCACCAAAAUCAA
Molecule: messenger RNA, 5098 nt
Organism: Oncorhynchus nerka (sockeye salmon)
Lineage: Eukaryota; Metazoa; Chordata; Actinopteri; Salmoniformes; Salmonidae
Product: sarcolemmal membrane-associated protein-like
Exons: 8
Coding region: 1-1002 (333 amino acids)
Source: RefSeq, a predicted model, not a curated record